Hydractinia symbiolongicarpus is the source of this 528-nucleotide messenger RNA. RefSeq names its product P2X purinoceptor 7-like. The coding region runs from base 1 to 528 and encodes 175 amino acids. The transcript has 2 exons. Lineage: Eukaryota; Metazoa; Cnidaria; Hydrozoa; Anthoathecata; Hydractiniidae. The record is from RefSeq and is a predicted model, not a curated record.
AUGGAAAAUUCAAGCUCCUGCUCUGACUCUCCUAUUUCAGAAGUAGAAUAUUCAAGUGACUCUAGCGAAACGUCAGUAACAGGAUGUUACAUGAAUGAGCCUGAAUACUCCAAAGCAGAACUUGAAAAAGUGACUUAUAAAUCUAGUGAUAGCGAAGAAGAAGACGAAUUGAAUACAAGCAGACUUGAAAAUUUGCAUUGGUGUACUUGUACAUGUUGCGUUAUUUAUAAUUGCUUCACUCUUGUGGAAUGCAAGUGUUGCCAAGAAUUUUUCAAUUUAUUGAACGACAAGUUGAAUGAUAACAAGUGCAUCACGAUGCACAAGGAUUUUGAAAUUUUAUGUUUGAACCGCACAGUGGAAAUGAGGUACACCAGUUACCGACAGUACACGGCCUGGGUACAUUAUUAUGAAAGGCUUGGAAAAGGAUGUCGCGUGGUGAUUCCAGCUUGUGUUGUGCGGAAAAUAAGGGAAGAAUUUCCUGAUUCAGAUGGAAAAUAUACUGGAUUCAAAGAAUUUGUUGACAUAUAA